UAUUCAAUUUUUUAGUGGCUAGGUAGUAUAGUUAGGUACUCGAGUAAUAUUUCAUACUAAUUAUCGACCGUUGAUUUUACACUUAAAAUGUUUCGGCGUGUAGUGUAUACCUAGGUAAUGUAACGUAACUAACAUUUGUUAAAGUAUUUUAAUUUGUAGUUUUACUUAAUUGAAUCAUCAAUGUCUGAUAAAAAUGAAAAUAUCAUGGAGAGUACUCCCAGAACCUACGGGCCAAAGGCGACGGUGCCACAAAUUUUCGCUACUACGGCGCAGAGUUUUCUACUAAUUGGAUUGGGCAUGGAAUAGGAAUGCCCACAAUUAUUAAUUAUAAUAAAAUUGAUUCAACAUUUAUAUCAAAAUCCACACAGUGACGUCUCUUAACAUUAACAGAAAGUUGUGUGUAUGGUCAGUAUAAAUGAUAAAUAUACGGUUGUUGGUAAGUAAAACAUUUGUAAAUAAUGGGAAUACUCUUUAUGUUGUAAAUAGAGGAAUAUUAGAACCACCAAGCGUUUUCUAACUCAAAAUCAUUAAUUUAUUCUAAAAUAUUGAACUCCUUCGAGUCUUUCUUGUCUACUUGGCAUUUAUAAAUUUCUCUCUUUACAUCACAUGUGUUAACAACUAGUUGUUGUAGUAAUAACGCAUCGACAUCACCGAUACGUUAAGUACAAGUGCAGCCACAUUGUAGUUUCAAUGUUGAUUCUACUUGAUGUAAUUAGUAAUUACUAAUUAUAAUAUUAUGUGCACUGAGAUUUCAGAUUUCAUCUGGAUAUGAAAAUCUUUAAAAUUAAAAGAUAACCUAAAAAUAUCAACAAAAAAAAGUUGAGUUUAUUAAAGAGCUAUAUAGGUUUGCCUAUUGUUCUGUUCAUCAAACUGAAAAUCAGAACACUAUUAUAUACAGUGUACACCUCAAGUGUUACUAAAUAUUUUACACGACUUAUACAGUUAUGUGUCGUAUUUUAAAUAAAAAUGAUUGCGGAGUAUAAUAUCAUAGUAUAUCAUUAAUAUACUAACUGCUGUUUGCCCGUUAAUUCAAAUCUCCCAUCACACUUUGAGGCAACAAAUAUAUUUACUCAAUUUUACUUUUAUAUUUUCACUAUUAUGGAGGGAGUAUAUUAUUCAUAUUUCAUCCGACUGGAAGUUUUCCAUCGGGAUUCCCGCAAAAAAGGUAUGGAAGGAAGAAGUGCAUGAUUUUCGCCAACGUUCCCAGUAUUUUCGGAUGGAUAUUACUGUACAAGGUACAACACACAAUCCGCGGUUGCACUUUACGCGUCUACCGUGCUGAUGGCCAUGGAGAAUAACUAUAUCAACUCAACUACUUGGAUUCCCAUAACAAUAUUAGUCCUACUUAAACGACUCAUAAAUGAAGAAUAAAAAUGAAAAUACUUCGAAAACUUAUGGCACAAAAGCCACGGUGGCACAAAUUUUUGCUACAAUAGCGCAGAGUUUUCUAUUAAUUGGAUUGGGUAUGGAACUAGGAAUGCCCGUAAUUGUUAUACAACAAUUGUAUCAAAAUUCAGACAGUGAAUUCUCAUUAACAUUAACUGAAAUUUCGUGGUAUGGGAGUUUAUUAUGUAUAUUUCAUCCGGCCGGAAGUGUUCUUUCGGGAUUACUGCAGGAAAGAUUUGGAAGAAAACGAUGCAUGAUUAUCGCCAACUUCCCGAGUAUUUUCGGAUGGAUUUUACUAUACUACACUCACUCCGUGGUUUCUCUUUACGCGUCGACUGUAAUGAUGGGCUUGAGCAUAGGUUUCAGUGAAGCUCCGAUAUUUUCUUACGUCGGCGAGAUAACCGAACCUAGGCUCAGGGGAGCGAUGGCUUCGUUGACGUCUACAGCUCCUAUGUUCGGAGGAUCGUUUUUAUUCACUUUGGGAUAUUUCUUUGAAUGGCGAACCGUCGCAUUGCUGAGUACACUUUGUCCGAUCACUAGUAUAUGCGUUGUCAUGUUGAUUCCAGAGUCACCUAUAUGGUUGGUUUCUAAAGGAGAAAAUGAAAAAGCCGAAAAGGCCUUGUGUUGGCUAAGAGGAUGGGUGAAACCUGAAGUGGUAAAAAUGGAAUAUCUCGAACUCGUCCGGUAUAAUGAAGUAUCUGGAACUCAACGGUUAGCUCGUGACGCUAAUCACAAAAAUCUAUUUUCAAAAUUAGCCCAAUUUAAGGAGCCGUCGGUGUACAGACCUCUUAGACUAAUCAUAUUUUAUUUCUUCACUUCUAUUAUCAUGGGCAGUAUACCUUGGAAACCGUUUAUUGGUAAGAUCAUGACAGAAGUUGGCUUAUUGAAUAAUCAAAGUUUACUACUGGUUGUUUUCGCUGUACUACAAAAUAUCUCAUGUAUGAUUGUAGUCUCCGCCGUCCAUUAUCUAGGGAAAAGGUUUUUGACUAAUUUGACAUUUUCAGUCAACACAUUAUUGAUGUUUCUAUUCGGAAUUUACAUUAUUGCCAUGAAGAAUAACUAUAUCUGUUCAACUCCUUGGAUUCCUAUAACUAUAUUAUGUGGAAUUUCCUUUUUUGGGGCAGCAAUUAUUAUUUUGCCAUGGAUGUUAUUAAGCGAAGUUUUUCCGAACAAAAGUCGAGGAAUCGCAACUGGAUUAACUGCAGGAUUGACAUAUUUACAAAUAUUCAUUUUAACAAAAUCAUACUUAACAGUAGAGACCCUCUUAACCUUGGAAUACACGAUGGUUUUCUUUGGUUGUUUUGGCAUUCUUGGAUCACUCUACUUCUACUUUUAUUUACCAGAAACAGAAAAUAAAACAUUGUUAGAAAUCGAAGAAUUUUUUACAUAAAUACUUAAUGAUUUAUUUUUAAGAAAGGGGGGACUUAUGUUUGUCCCCCAUACUAUAAAAAGGUGAAAAACAUACC
Myzus persicae (green peach aphid) is the source of this 2852-nucleotide messenger RNA. RefSeq names its product facilitated trehalose transporter Tret1-like. Gene Ontology annotation, molecular function: transmembrane transporter activity. The coding region runs from base 1361 to 2776 and encodes 471 amino acids. Gene Ontology annotation, cellular component: membrane. Lineage: Eukaryota; Metazoa; Arthropoda; Insecta; Hemiptera; Aphididae. The transcript is spliced from 8 exons. Gene Ontology annotation, biological process: transmembrane transport. The record is from RefSeq and is a predicted model, not a curated record.